This is a messenger RNA of Drosophila albomicans, 1174 nucleotides long. Its product is annotated as gustatory and pheromone receptor 39a-like. Lineage: Eukaryota; Metazoa; Arthropoda; Insecta; Diptera; Drosophilidae. The record is from RefSeq and is a predicted model, not a curated record. The coding region runs from base 1 to 1149 and encodes 382 amino acids. Gene Ontology annotation, biological process: sensory perception of taste. Gene Ontology annotation, cellular component: membrane; dendrite; axon. The transcript has 4 exons.
AUGUCACCGUGUCGGGACAUGCGUUUGUAUCUCCGCUUUCUAUAUGCGCUGGGAAUGAUAUGUGCUCGCCUCGAUGAGGAAAACUGUCUGCUACAGAUAUCAGCAAACAGUGAAACUUAUGCACUGAUCUAUACGCUCAGCAUACUAGCCGGAAUACUCGGGUGUUUCUCGUAUGCAUAUUUCAAUCCGGACGAGUUGUUCAUGAAUGUUUACACGAAGACUGGCAAUUUCUAUGAGCGCAUGAAUCUGUUACGAUUUUGUGUGGUGCUUUGUCUGCUUCACAUCUGCCUCUAUUGGCGACGACGUCGUCACAUAUUACUAGUGGAAACGCUGCUGAAGCUUAACAGACUCUGCUCAAGUGAACGAACUGAUCGAUACUUUAUGCGCAUCUUCAUCACGUAUAGUGUCCUAUUUGUAGUCAGCUUCUUCAACUAUGCCAAUGGAUAUGCGCAGACGGGCUUAGAGCAAGUUGCCAUGUUAAUUUAUGUCGCAAUAUAUACUUAUGGAUUUCUGUCCAUGAGUCUCCUGGUUGUGUUCUUCGUCUGCUUGCAAAGAAUCAUUGCCGCUGGCCUAGCCUAUUACAAUCAGAAGCUAGAUGCAAAUGAUUCAAGCACUAAUUGUAGGGGUGUUCUGGUUGAGCGACAGCGUUUAUUAAGUCUUAUAACGGGGGAGCUUAACAAUUGCUUUGGACUCCUCAUGCUUCCCAUUGUGCCACUUAUUCUGUUAAUGGCCCCAACUGGACCUCUCUAUCUACUAAGCACCGCAAUGGAGGGCAAAUUUCAUACCUUCUUUCAAAUUUCCAUUGUUAGCAUCACGGCCAGCCUGUGGAAUGUGCCUUGGCUGGCAGUGAUGACGUUGUUGAUGCGCUCGAACUUCAUCACAGUCGAGGCCAAUAAAACUGCCAAGAUUCUUGCAAAAAUACCUCGAACUGGUUCGGGCUUAGAUAAAAUGGUCGAAAAGUUUCUGCUGAAGAACCUACGUCAGCAACCCAUAUUGACAGCCUAUGGAUUUUUUGCUUUGGAUAAGAGCACCCUAUUCAAGCUCUUUACAGCGAUCUUCACUUAUAUGGUCAUAUUGGUGCAAUUCAAGGAAAUGGAAAAUUCUACAAAAUCGUUGCAGAAAGCACAGCUCAAUUUUGCUGACACCUAAAAUGUUGAUUAACUUACCGAAUCAU